AAGCAGCGUAACCACCCUUCCGGUGAUACCGCUGCCAUUUUGACACCGGAAAAAGCGGAGAGCUCUGAUACUACGCGUUUGUUUUUGUCGGUCUUAUACCCGCAUAAAACGAUUUCACCAUGGCGAUGCAAGCAGCGAAACGUGCGAAUAUACGAUUGCCUCCUGAGGUGAACAGAAUCCUGUACGUCAGGAACCUUCCCUACAAAAUCACAGCUGAGGAAAUGUAUGAUAUCUUUGGCAAAUACGGACCAAUCCGCCAAAUCAGAACAGGGAACACGCCUGAAUCAAGAGGAACAGCGUAUGUGGUUUAUGAAGACAUCUUUGACGCCAAGAAUGCCUGCGACCAUUUGUCAGGCUUCAAUGUCUGCAACCGUUACCUGGUGGUCCUCUACUACAAUGCAAACAGAGCUUUCCAGAAGAUGGACACAAAGAAGAAAGAGGAACAGCUGAAGCUUCUAAAAGAGAAAUAUGGCAUCAACACAGACCCCCCAAAGUAACGAUGUGGAAAAACCAUCCUCACCUCAUCCUUCUUUCCAUCUGUACAAACCGUAUGCUCCCUGUUUUACACCGGUAGUCAUUUUACUGAUACUGUUGUUAGAUGUUUUUUUAUAAUGAUAAAAAAGGAAAGGAGGGGUUUUCUUUUUCUGUAUUUCCAUCAUCAAAUCUCUGAACACCGGCCCCGCUGGCGGUGGGGGCCCAGUUUAUGCCCCCGUUUCUCAAAAGUCUUCACAGGAGACACCAGUGUGACCAGGAAUGUCUUGUCAUAGUAUUCAUCCUGGGAAAGAUUUUUCACUUUCCACACACAUACAAUCUUAACACUGAUCGCUAUCCGUGGCCCAGCAUUGUGUGACAUUAAACUGAGUUGGUGUAUAUGGUUUCUGUAAAAUAAAUGAUCCUAUUCGAAUA
Messenger RNA from Gasterosteus aculeatus aculeatus (three-spined stickleback), 906 nucleotides. RefSeq names its product splicing factor 3b, subunit 6 (gene sf3b6). NCBI's taxonomy places the organism in Eukaryota, Metazoa, Chordata, Actinopteri, Perciformes, Gasterosteidae. Gene Ontology annotation, molecular function: mRNA binding. The record is from RefSeq and is a predicted model, not a curated record. Gene Ontology annotation, cellular component: nucleus; cytoplasm.